UCUCAAGAAAAAAAAAAGCAGCCAGAUGAAUCAACCGAGUGGUAUAAUAAGGAGAUGAGAUAGGAGUAGGACAGCACUGUCCAUCCAUCCAUUCAUCCAUCCAUCUCUCUCAUCCCCAGGCAGCAAGCAGCAGCCUCCAUUCCGAUCCGUUCCGUUCUUCUUCUUCUUCUUCUUCUUCUCCUAACGUGGAAGAAGUGUGGAGCUUUGCGCUGCUUGCCUUUCUUCCAUUUUCCCCCAUCCCAAGACGAAGCAAGAAACCAGGUGCAAGAACAACCCACGGCACGAAGCUCGGUGCGAGAGAGAGAGAGAGAGAGAGAGAGAGAGAGAGAGAGAGAGAGUGACAAAUUUUCACUCCAAUUCGUCUCUUUUCUUUCUUCUCCGUUUGUGAUUCUUGGGGGUUGUGGUUGGCGGGUGUUUGAGUUCUUGGGUUGGUGGAUUCGCAUUUGGGGAAUUCGUUCUUGGAUCGAGUUAUUGGUGUUGCAGAGAAAAAAGGUGUUAGCUUUUUUUUGGGUGGAGGGUCCAAGCUUUGAUCUGCGUCACACAGGUGUGGUUCUUCUUAUCCGGAAGGCAUCCGAGGGGAGGAGGAGGAGGCGGAGGCCGGAUCACGGGCGGCACGUGACGAGCGGUUGGCGAUGGCGAUGGCGGGGGCGAGAAAGAGCGGCGGCGAGAGGCGGAUGCGUGCAUAAAGAAGAGGACGGGAGAUCCCCUCCGUGCGUGGAGACGAAGGAGAUCGGAAUCCGUUGCGGAGUUUGAGCGGCGGCGCAGGGGAGGGAUCGGGAAAUGGGCACCGUGGUGGAGGCGGCGGCGUUCGACACGGUGGACGGGUUGGUCGGGGAGGUGAUGCGGCUGCACCGGUCGCUGCCGGCGCGGCCGGCGGUGGAGGAGGUGGAGGCGGCGGAGGCGCUGGCGCUGGCGGCCGACCGGGAGGAGCGGGCGCGCCUCGACGCUGUCGAGCGGCUGCGCCGCCCGCCGGGCGUGCCCGACGAGCUCUUCUACAUCACGCAGGAGAUGCACCGCGCGCUCGCCGGGUUCCAGUGCCGGGAGCAGAAGCGCGACGCCGCGCGCCUGCUCGAGCUCGAGGCGAUCCACGCCCUCUUCGGCGACCUCAUCCAGCGCGCCUCCCAGUGCCUGCCCUCCACCUCCACCCGCGCCGCGCCGCGCAUCACCUCCUCAACCCCCGCCGGCGCCACCACCAGCACUGCCACUGCUGCUGCCUCCUCCUCCUCGUCGUCGUCGGCCAUGGAUGGUGUCUCGUCGAGCGUUAAUGGGUUCGCUGCGAGCAGGGCGGUGGGGACGAGCACAGGGCGCGUCUCCAUGGAUGACAGCUACGUCAGGAAGGCGAAGGCAGCAAUGUGGGAUGGUGGAGCUGUGGCGACGAAUCCUCAUUUGCCGCGAGGAGCCAUUGAAGCAAACUCCGUUGCAGUUCGAGCAGAUGGCAGUUAUGGAGAUGAUAAGGAGAAAUUGAGCCUGAUUAAGCUAGCUAGCAUGAUUGAAGUGGCUGCGAAAAAAGGUGCUCGGGAUCUCAACUUCCAAGGCAGACUCAUGGGGCAGAUUGAGUGGCUACCUGAUUCAAUUGGAAAGCUCACUGGGCUUGUUACCCUUGAUAUAUCUGAAAAUCGGUUGCUGGCUUUGCCAGAAGCAAUUGGGAAACUCCUUUCUUUGACCAAGCUGGAUCUUCAUGCUAAUCGAAUCACUCAACUCCCAGAAUCGAUUGGGGAUCUCCGCAGCUUGGUUUACCUCAAUAUGAGGGGUAAUCAGCUUGCAUCUUUGCCCUCUAGCCUUGGCAGGCUGUUAAAUCUUGAGGAGCUUGAUGUGGGUGCAAAUGGGCUUUCCUCACUCCCUGAUUCAAUUGGAAGCCUUGCAAGACUGAAGAGGCUAAUCGUCGAGACAAACAACCUUGAUGAGUUGCCUUACACCAUUGGCCAUUGUGUUUCACUGGUUGAACUACAGGCAGGCUAUAAUCACCUGAAGGCUCUUCCUGAGGCUGUUGGAAAGCUAGAGUCUCUAGAGGUACUGUCUGUGAGAUAUAACAAUCUCAGGAGCCUUCCAACUACAAUGGCAUCUCUCACUAAACUGAAGGAGGUUGAUGUUAGCUUCAACGAGCUUGAGUCGAUUCCUGAGAACUUCUGCUUUGUUACCUCUCUCAUUAAACUGAACGUUGGGAACAAUUUUGCUGACCUACAAUAUCUGCCUCGCUCUAUUGGCAACCUUGAGAUGCUGGAAGAGUUGGAUAUGAGCAACAAUCAGAUUAGGGUUCUUCCAGAUUCUUUUGGGAACCUGAAGCAUCUGCGUGUGCUCCGUGCAGAAGAGAACCCUUUACAAAUGCCACCAAGGGAGAUAGCUCUAAAAGGGGCUCAGGCUGUCGUUGAAUACAUGUCUGAUGCUGCCAACAAAACUACGAAGUCAGAGCCAAUCAAGGCAAAGAAGACAUGGGUUCAGUUUUGCUUUUUCUCCAGGCCUAACAAAAGAAAGCAUGACCGGAUAGACAACGGGAGAUGAUUGAUGGAGGCUAGGAUACAAGAUGUCACAUAGCUUAACCUUGUGCUCAUGACUUGGAGCUUCUUAAGGUCAUCCUUCGCAAUAUGGUGGUUUAGCUCUGUUAGUGUGUUCUCUUUUGAGUUCUUACUGUUUUGUGUAUUCUGGAUUUUGGUUCUUGCAACUUGUAUUUGAGUGUACCAUCUAGCCGGCCGCAGUUAGAAAGCACAACAUUUUGCUUAUGUUGUUUCAUUUUCAUAUGAUUUUUUUUUGUAAGAAAUGGUGUCUUAUCUUUCUUGAAAAGAAUGGAGAAUUCAAAGACUCCUGUUGGCUAAUUGAACAAUGCAACUAUGCAAAGCGUGCGUUGUCCUAUAAAAUAGAAAGAAUAAAGGUUU
Molecule: messenger RNA, 2870 nt
Organism: Oryza brachyantha (malo sina)
Lineage: Eukaryota; Viridiplantae; Streptophyta; Magnoliopsida; Poales; Poaceae
Product: plant intracellular Ras-group-related LRR protein 4
Exons: 4
Coding region: 781-2499 (572 amino acids)
Molecular function (GO): protein binding
Source: RefSeq, a predicted model, not a curated record